AACGUCAUACUGUUUUUCUUCAUUAGGUCUUCAAAGAGCGAUUGACGGAGAGACUGUGAGUUUGGUCGCCAUUGAAUCGGAAGAGCACGGUACAAGCUUUGGAGGAUAAAGUACAACCGCAGAAAUGACAGACCAUGUGCAGGAGCAGGAGAUGGAAAUAGAAGCUUUAGAAGCCAUCCUCAUGGACGAGCUUGAAGAAAUUCACCCCAGUGAAAGUGGAUUGAACACUUCAAAUCGAUGUUUCCAAAUUACUUUAUCUCCCCAGGAUGAUGAGACCGAUGAAUAUUCUACCACACCAGUUCAAUUGGGGUUAAUUUUCUCGCAUACAGAAAAAUAUCCAGAUGAAGUACCACUUCUGAAUGUGAAAAGUAUAAGAGGAAUUCACACCUCGGAUCUCAAAAUUUUGAAAGAAAAGCUUGAACAAGAGGCAUUGGAGAAUCUUGGCAUGUCUAUGAUCUACACUCUAGUUAGCUCAGCUAAGGAUUGGCUUUCUGAAAUAUUUGCUCAAGACGCUGAUGAUGAUGAUGAUGAAGAGGAGACAGCAGAGAAGGAUGAAGUAAUUGUGCCACAUGGAGAACCUGUCACCGUUGAUACUUUUUUGGCAUGGAGAGAGAGAUUUGAAGCAGAAUUGGCACUUCAAAGAGCCAAGCUGAUGCCGGAAUCGGCACUUGCAACAACCAAAGAGAAGAAACUCUCUGGCAGACAGUGGUUUGAAAGUGGCAGAGCUUCUUCUGUGCAGAAAGGUGCAGUACCAAUCGAGGAUGGAUCUGAUGAAGAAGAUGAAGACUUCGAUUUUGAUGAUGAGGAAGACUUUGAAGAUGAUGAAGAUGACAUGCUUGAGCACUAUCUAGCAGAGAAAUCAGACUCAUCUGCUCAUUCUUCAGCAAGAGCCACUUAAAAAAAGUAAUUUGCUACUUUGUGGUUCAGAAAACAACACAUCUUGGCUGCCAUAAUCUUGAUGACUUAGUUUUAUCUGUGAUACAAAGUUGCCCAAUAUACUGAUCUCGGCUGUAAUUUUGGUGCCCAAGAGGUCAAGACUUUUCGAAUCAAAAUGGAGUUGUCUUACUCCAUUAGUGUUUUCUUCUUUUGAACUCUCGACUUCGGCUGCAUAUGAAAGUUAUUGAGCUUGUUUAGC
Molecule: messenger RNA, 1135 nt
Organism: Cynara cardunculus var. scolymus (artichoke)
Lineage: Eukaryota; Viridiplantae; Streptophyta; Magnoliopsida; Asterales; Asteraceae
Product: RWD domain-containing protein 1
Exons: 11
Coding region: 125-898 (257 amino acids)
Biological process (GO): cytoplasmic translation
Molecular function (GO): protein binding
Source: RefSeq, a predicted model, not a curated record